Messenger RNA from Mus caroli (Ryukyu mouse), 4792 nucleotides. It is a transcript of the gene Amer3, whose product is annotated as APC membrane recruitment protein 3. The record is from RefSeq and is a predicted model, not a curated record. Gene Ontology annotation, cellular component: plasma membrane. Gene Ontology annotation, molecular function: phosphatidylinositol-4,5-bisphosphate binding; beta-catenin binding. Lineage: Eukaryota; Metazoa; Chordata; Mammalia; Rodentia; Muridae. Gene Ontology annotation, biological process: regulation of canonical Wnt signaling pathway.
GGAGACAAGACCGCCUAAACGGUAGCGGAAUUUCUUUACCCUUUAUCCCCACCUGCCAGCUCAGCCUUGGACACUGGACCAGCCUGGGGGCACUCGUCCUCAGUUCUGCGGGAGGGGUUCCCCAAAUCGUUUCUGUUUGAUCUUCAAGACUGCGGCAGGGGAUAGCAUCAGCAGACCACACAUGGCAAGAAGACUGUCAACAUGGAGCUGAGGAGAGGAAAGACUUUCAUCAAAUCUAGCGUGCAGAUUUCCCACGAGAAACUCAUAGACUCACCAGCCAAGGAGGACCCAGACAAGUGGUCACUGUCGCUGGGAGAGCAGCAGAGAGCCUAUGGCGAGAAGAGCUCCCAAACAAGUCCCUGUGCCCAAGGGUACGGCCGGUACCCCAACAAAGAGGUCCUGUCUGAUCCUGAAGGGGGUCCCGUGCCCCUCUGUGGAACCACCUUCAAGUUGGUGCGCAAGAGUAAGACUCAUGACAGUGUUCCAGGGGCUGUGAAGGCGGCGGCCCCCACAGGGCAGAUGGUAGGUAGCACAAGCUUCUCAGAGACCCCAGGAGGUCAGCGCAUGAUUGACUACCGCCACUUUGUGCCCCAGAUGCCCUUCGUGCCAGCGGUGGCUAAGAGCAUCCCAAGAAAAAGGAUUUCUCUGAAAAGGUCCAAGAAGUGCUUUCGAAACCUAUUUCACAUGCGCAGAAGCAAGACUGAGAACUUGGCCUCGCUCUCAGCCAAGGGGAAGAACCUCUCACCCUCAGGGGCUCCAGCGCAGCAAGGCAAGACUUUCCUCUCCAUGGGUGAGGGGCUGGGGCUGGACAGCCUAUGCCAGGACCUGUCUGACAGUGAAUUUCUACAUGACUCACCCUUUGACCUUUGCAGUGCCCUGUGUGAGGAUGUGGCCUCACUGAAAAGCUUCGAUUCACUUACAGGUUGUGGGGAGAUCUUUGCAGAUGGGAGCUCGGUGCCAUCUGUGGAGCUGAAGGACGGCCCAGAGAGCCCAGCCCAUUCACCUCAGGCUCUAGACUGCAAGACUCCCUGUGGCCCCUCCCAGGGUAGUAUGGAACAGCUGAUGUCACCUGCCCAGAAUGAAGCAUCAGACUUCAUCAAGUUCUGGGACAGUGUGAAUCGCUCUGUGCAGCAGCAGCAGCGCGCUCUGAUGGGCCCAUGGUUGACGAGUCCCCAAGGGACAGAAACAGACCAGCCCAGGCUAGACACAUCUGGAUUAGCUGAACUGCCCCUGUUCCCUUGCAGGGGUCCCCCCAGCGGCUCCAAAGCCAGCUCCAUAGACACAGGUACCCCCAAAAGUGAACAACCAGAAUCUGUGUCCACGAGCGAUGAAGGUUACUACGAUUCCUUCUCUCCAGGCCUUGAGGAGGAGAAGAAGGAAGCUGCGAGCCCAGGCACGCCUGCAGCCACUUUCCCCAGGGACAGCUACAGCGGGGACGCCCUCUACGAACUAUUCUAUGACCCCAGCGAGGCCCCUGUCGGCCCAAUCCUGGAUGAUGACUGUGUGUCUGAGAGUCUCUCGGGGCCUGCCCUAGGGACCCCGUUGUCUAUGUGCAGCUUCCGCGUGGGAGCUGAGGAGAACCUGGCCCCAGCGCCAGGCCCUGACUUGCUCAGCCAGGGUUUCCUCCAGAGUACCUGGAAGGGCAAGGAAUGUUUGCUGAAGCUCUGUGACACAGAACUUGCCAUUACCAUGGGCAUUGUCAACUGGCUGCGCAGAACCCCACCGGCCACUUCCCCUACCCCUGCCCCUACCCCUGCCCCUACCCCUGCCCUUGUCCUUAGGGCACCUGCUGCCCCACCUGACCCCCAUAGAGUUCUCAGAGGAUCAUCAGUGGGUGUGAAAGGCAGGGAAGACCAGGCCACGGCAUGCUUUCCACCCAGCAGGCAGGAGCCCUGGGCACAUUCAGGAACCAAAGACUUGCUUGUUGGAGAGUGUGAGGUCCUAGGAGAGCCUGCAAGGGGUAGUAAGACUCCAUCUAAGGAUGACUCUCUAGAGGAAGGAACACAAGACUUCUCUGAAGGCCAGUCCUCCUCUGAAGCUACCAUGACAAGCAUUUCUAGGAACGGCAAAGCUGUGACCUCUGCCACCUGUCUCAGCUCACAGAAGGAACUUGGGACACCUGGAAACCUGAGGUAUUCUCAAGGCCCCAUAAGACCAGGGCACAGAGGAAGUGCUCUUGAUCCAGGACCCAUGCUCGUAGGGUGUGUGACCCAUGUGGCAUCCCUGCAAAUCUAUCCAGACAGCAAUUCUCCCAGACAGGAUAAGGGCAAUGGGCUCUUCUGGAAGCCUCAGGCUUGGGGUCCCAACAUUCUGCAAAAGAACCCAAUAAGCAGCAAGCCCAAUGAAGCAGCUGGCUGUGGCCUUUCUUCCUCAGCCAGCCCACAGGACCAGAAAUGCUGUGACCUAUUCCUGGACCUGAACCAGCUCAAGUUGGAACCCUCCAGGCUAGGUACCCAAGCCUGUUCCUCUGUGGACAGCCAACCUCAGCAGCUCUGCCCCAGGGCUUCAGAGCAAGUGCCACAUAGGGGUUCAGUGGGAUCCUGAGCUACUCUGGGCCCCUGGUGCCCAGUCUCUGUGGCUAUUGUCCAGAAGUCCUGUAGCCCUCUUUGGACAGUGAAUAGCGGUAAGUCACUCCUUCCCUUGGGCCAUGAAAUGUUGCAAUGGCCUUCUGACCUGAUAUGGACUUCAUGUGGAUAACCAGAAGUGUGGACUUACAAGCUGGCAGUGGCGCAAGCUCACCUACAGGAUGGGCUCACACACUUCAGGAGCUGCAUAUGCAUGACCUCAUUCAGGAGAACCAAGGACCAGAAUCUUCAUCUUUAUUUAUUUAUUUUCUGGUGUAAGGAUUGUGUUUGGGGUAGAGAUGGCCAAGAUCAGGCUUGUGGGGAGGGGGGAUAGGGGAUCAGAUGAAGGAAUCCCUGCCUGAGCCUGGGGCUAAAGACUGCUGGGAGCUGCCAGCACUUCACACCACAAGGACAGAUGAUGGCCAGAAAGCAGUUCACGUUGUAAAGGAAGACAGGGGUAGCCAAUCCAUCUGCUUGAGGUACAGGAAAAGGACGAGAGCCACGGCUCAGGAGGCAGAAAAUCUCAUGAGGCUGAGUUCACAAGGACCCGCAGGCUUCAUCCAAGUCUACCCUUUACCCAGGAAAGGAGAUCAAAAUACACCACAGUGUCACAGUGCUUCUGUUUGGGAAUGACAAGGACCAGCCCUGUCUUAGCAGGAGCCUGGGGCCUCCAGCAUGAUAUAUGUGCACAGCUUUGCCAGGGCUGACCAGACCCUGCCUGACCAAUAGGUUCUCUCCUAGUGAUUCUGUGCACUUCCUUCAGCUUGUUCUCUGAGGCCUUGGGUGGGAGGAUACCCACUGUUCUCCCCACCUCUGCCAUUCUGCCUUGGAGUUGCAAAGGCCUUAUUUUCUGCCCUUUCCACUCCCAGCGUGGCCAUCUCGCCUCCAGGGAGCUCUCUGUAUGAAGCUGUGCUCACCACCCCUAACCCAAAAGCAACACACGCACCAAACCCAGACAUCCAGAAACAGGAAAGGACCUGCUGGCUGCUAUCCCCCAGGAAAGGUAGACAUCAUUUCUGACCCAGCCUGAGGGCAGGGACAGAGGGUCCAUCCUCCCUGUCAAGAAUUUGAUUCUACCUCAGCAAAAAAUAACACAGUGGCAGGCAGAGGAUAAGGACUUGACAGGUAGUUGUAAAAUUUGUCACCCAGACCACAUGUAGGCAGGUUCCUGGAGAGGCCACACUUCAUACAGAGCUCCUGUGGAGAGGUACAGGAACUCCAGGCAAGCACUGAAGUCCCACUGAUAUCACAUGUUCAGGGCCUAAGCGCUCCACUUCAGGCUAGAAAGUCUCUUGUGACCAUUGGCACCAACAGCUCUUUAAGGCUGCCUAUUGUGUGCGGAUGAGGGCUGUAGGUUAAAAACAGACAUCAAGGUUGUGGCCAUGUGGACCUGGACACAAGGAAGCACAGGGUCGUUCACCUGGGAAGCCACAUCUUCUCUUAGGACUCAGACUCCAUCAUGACAUCACAAUGACAUCACUGAGCCUGGCUUUGAGUAAGUGACAGAUAGAAGAACAUUCUGCAUGACCCCUGCAGCAGUAUGAGGUAAAUUAUGCUCAUUUUCAGACCAGGCACAGCUUGUGUGAUCUUUCUGUGGACAUACACAAGGAGUGAGUGCAGGUAGGGGGUUCAGAUCCCUUCCAAACCCUACUAUAAAAGCUCUGCUAUGCAGUAGGUUCUAGAACAUUCCACUGGUUUCCCUCAGCUGAUACUCCCAGAGCCUUCAGCCCUUUCUUCUUCCAGGCCACACAUGCCUGAGCACCCUAGGGUGCCAACCACAUGUCUCUGUGAACAGGCUGAGAGCUCAGUAAGGAGCCACUCAACCCCAGUCACAGCCUUUGGGGCUCGGUACUGUACCUGACAGAGAAAGUGCUCAGUAAAUACUUUUUUUUUGAAAGAAUGUAUUGUCAAGAUGUUGUGUGUUGUUUUCUGCUCUCUUGGUGACUCUGGGACUCAUUCAGAGAGAAGCAGUUUUGAGGUUUAACAGGAACUUGGGGCUGGUGAAGUGGGUCAGGGGGUAACAUGCCCGCCACACAAGUGUGAUCACCUGAGUCUAGAGCCCCAGCAGCCACAUAAUAGUCAGCUAUGUCAAUGUAGGCCUGUAAUCCCAACACGGGCAAAGAAACAGAGAUACAUGCAUCUCUGAAACUCAGUGUCCGGAUAGACACACACACACAGAGACACAUAAACACACACACAUGCACACACAGACACACACACUCACACAU